AUAUUUAAUGGCAGCUGUAUGGAAUUUAGUGAUUCUGUUCUAGUUGGGUAUAUAAUAUGAGACACUUCAAUAUUAGUAGUCCGUUAAUUUAAGUUUAAUUACAAAUAUUUGCAGACUCUUCUUAUUAGAAUAAAGUUUGUGCAAGGAAAGACAUCAAACAUUAAAAUCAAAAUUUGUCAACCUUCGCACGAACUCAGUUGACAGAAGCCAUAUGACUCUCAGCUGCACAUACAUGUAACCUCCAUUCCUCUCUCUUGGUUUGACUAGUAGUUGAAAGAAGCUGCAAUACUAGCUUGCGAUCAUUCUGUGAUACAUCAAUCUGAAUGCACCAUGCAGGAGCACCUCCUGAGCCCUUGCUCCAGGAAAGAAGAAGCAGACUCACCAAACAGACCACCACUCAAGGAAGCCAAGAGUUCUUGUAUUAACCUCAUAGCCAACUUGUCCUUCAAGAAAGGGAAGAUUAUCCAUCGCUCACGCUCUGCUCCGUCUGUAUUAUUCACUGACAUGGGGGUAGAUUUUCAUGAGCCCUCUGAACCAUAUAAAUCAUCAACUUUAAUAGUUAGGCUAUCUUUUAUCGGUGUUUUCUUGUAUGUGGCAACUGGGGUUGCAGUUUACAUGACUUCUGGGAGUUUCAAAGGCACUACCACUUUCAGGCCCGUAGAUGCUGUGUACUUCACAAUGGUAACUCUCUGCACUAUUGGGUUUGGAGAUAUUGUUCCUGACUCCACGUUUACCAAGAUCUUUACAUGUGGUUUCAUUUUGGUGGGUUUUGGAUUUAUUGGUUUUCUACUCAAUGGAUUGGUUGCAUACAUUUGUGAUACACAAGAGGCAUUCCUGUUGAGCAUGAUGGAUGAGAAUCGAUACAAGAACAUCCUCAGCACGUACAUGGUUGAUGAACAGAAAGGGAGAAUGAGGAUAAGAACCAAAGUAUGUCUGGCUUUGGUUGUUGUCAUUGGCUGCAUUGCUAUAGGAACAGUCACAGUGCAUUAUGCUGAGGACCUGAAUUGGGCUGACAGUAUUUAUCUUUCCAUGACUUCUGUUACAACGGUUGGUUAUGGGGAUUAUUCUUUCAGAACUGUUAUCGGAAGAUGCUUUGCAAUUAUAUGGCUCUUGGUAGGCACACUGGUAGUUGCCAGGGCACUUAUAUACCUCACUGAAUAUAGUAUUCAUAAGAGAAAUCGUAAGAUGGCAAAAUGGGUUCUUCAGAAGAAGAUAACCUUAUCAGACUUAGCGGCUGCAGACCUUGAUAAUGAUGGAUCAAUCAGUAAGUCUGACUUUGUCAUAUACAAGCUUAAGCAAAUGGGGAAGAUUAGUGAAAUAGACAUUCUGCAGAUAAGCAAACAAUUUGAUUCCUUGGAACAUGGCAUGUAUGGCAAGAUUACUCUUGCUGACCUCAUGGAAACUGUUUAGUUCAAACAUCUCUACUGAAAGGGCACAGCAGUAUACGAAAGAGACUACCACUAUUGUGUAGUGUCUCAUGCUUGCAAUCUUAUCCCAUGAAUGGAGUGACUGUUUCUGCUACUAAAACCUUGAUCAUCAUCAGGGCGAAAAGUCAACCUUAGUGUUAACGCAUCUUUAUUCUUUUUGAUUUUUUGGUCAAAGCCAAAGGUGUCGCGUAAGGGAUCAAACUGGUGACUGGUGACUACUCCCAUAUUUUAUGAAAAGAAAAUGGUGAAAUAGCACUGGGUUCAGGCCUUGCCUGCAGUUACAUCCUUUAUACAAUGGAUGAUUAUUUUCCUGAUCCUCUUGGAUGUUACAAGUGUAUUGAACAUCAUUACCAACCAUUUGCUGUCACUUGCCCAUACGCAUGAAAUAUGAAUGUUCAAUGAAUAGAAGCAUUGGCCUUUACUUGCACCAAUACUUGAAAAUUGAAAAGCAUAAUGUCACGGGUGCCCAUUAUUAUUCGUACUUUGUAGUGCUAGUUCUAUUGGUUUCGUGAUGUGAUGUCAUACUUCAACGUAAAAAUAAUACACAAUUUGGAUUCUUGUGGUACUAUAUUCUGAAUAAA
Messenger RNA from Cajanus cajan (pigeon pea), 2008 nucleotides. RefSeq names its product two-pore potassium channel 3. Gene Ontology annotation, molecular function: outward rectifier potassium channel activity; potassium ion leak channel activity. Gene Ontology annotation, cellular component: plasma membrane. NCBI's taxonomy places the organism in Eukaryota, Viridiplantae, Streptophyta, Magnoliopsida, Fabales, Fabaceae. The record is from RefSeq and is a predicted model, not a curated record. Gene Ontology annotation, biological process: potassium ion transmembrane transport; stabilization of membrane potential.